AUGUUCCAGCCUCAUCCGGACGAGACAUUUCAUUUGCGUCUUCAUAGGGCGCGAUCCGUCGUUCUGACAACCCAAGAACUCGUUGAAAUCAGAGCGGCUCAGCGUACCUUUGAAGGUGCAUACGUUCGCACAGCCCUCGGUCAAUUCUCAUUCGCCCUCAUCAUUCUCAAAGUCUUCACUGAAGAGUUCUACGCCAUAGGCGCUCUAUUCGCUGUGUAUGGAGUCGCUGUCAUGCUAGUUGCCAUCUACCGUCGGUACGAGGGCCAGAACCAAUUCUUCACAUCAGAAAGUGCCGAUGGGUCUUUGAAGAGGAAGUUCAGGACGAGUGGGAACAUGGUACAGACACUGAAGGGACGUCUCCUUCUCACCUUAGACACACCCAUGGAUCCUCAGCAGUUCACCAUGCUCGACGAAUGGACUUAUGGGCAACACCAGAAACAAUCGGUGUCUGAUUGGAACUGA
Fusarium coffeatum is the source of this 462-nucleotide messenger RNA. RefSeq lists its product as uncharacterized. The record is from RefSeq and is a predicted model, not a curated record. Lineage: Eukaryota; Fungi; Ascomycota; Sordariomycetes; Hypocreales; Nectriaceae. The coding region runs from base 1 to 462 and encodes 153 amino acids. The transcript has 4 exons.